Orbilia oligospora ATCC 24927 is the source of this 4554-nucleotide messenger RNA. RefSeq lists its product as uncharacterized. The record is from RefSeq and is a predicted model, not a curated record. The transcript is spliced from 5 exons. Bases 1 to 4554 code for a protein of 1517 amino acids. Gene Ontology annotation, molecular function: UDP-glycosyltransferase activity; hexosyltransferase activity. Gene Ontology annotation, biological process: carbohydrate metabolic process. NCBI's taxonomy places the organism in Eukaryota, Fungi, Ascomycota, Orbiliomycetes, Orbiliales, Orbiliaceae.
AUGUCUGACAACCGCCAAACCCCCAACUCUAACCCCGGCUCUUCCCGGGAGCAACAAACCAAUACUCCACAAGACCAUUCGGAUGGCGAAGAUGGUACUCGUACCCCGCUGCCGUCGUACUCAGAUUACAUACCAGAACUGCCGGGCGAAAGUCAAUUUUUCCCUACAGAGGCUUAUCAACCUGACGUCAAAACGAGCUCCAAUGGCUGGCCAUCUGAGCCGCUGUCCCAAAUUCCAACUGCGCACUCAGACCUUCACAAUUAUAAUACUGGUUUAGAUUCGCCUACUGCUUCCAGUCUCUCGACAAGAGCUGGAAGCUCUGUUAAUUACGAAGGCCUCGCCGUACCCGUGAGCCAUGACUUCAUCGAGACGGCGCCUCCACCAGCAUAUAGUGAGGUCGGUGAAAGUUACCUCGAAAUCGAUCAAAAUGGGCUUUCGAGUAAAGCCCGGAUCUUAGACGAUGGUCGUAUCGACAUCAGCAUCAACCAACGCUCAAGAAAGUUUUCCAAUAUCCUCCUCCCGGCCCUAAAUCGGACUCUUAGUCAGAUCCAGCCUCCGGUGGCUCUGAUCAAACCAGAACCGAACGUCCCUAGAGGUCUCCAGGGCAAAGAUGUCCCGAAACUCAACAUUGUCAUUCAAAUUAUCGGCUCGAGAGGAGAUGUUCAACCGUUUGUUGCCCUAGGGAAGGUCCUAAAAAACAACCCUCCAUACCAUAGAGUCAGGAUAGCGACGCAUGCCACCUUCCAUAAAUUUGUCGAGGAGAAUGGUCUUGAAUUUUUCUCCAUUGGCGGAGAUCCUGCCGAGCUCAUGGCUUUCAUGGUAAAGAAUCCAGGAUUGAUGCCGGGGUGGGAUAGUUUGAAACAAGGUGAUGUCGGAAAGAGAAGAAAGGCUAUGUACGAGAUGCUAUUGGGUUGUUGGAGAAGUUGUAUCGAGGGUGGGAACGGAUUGACGCAUCGGAAAAACCUAUUGCCGCACACUGGCGAGGAAAGCGAAGAAGGCGUCUUUAUUGCGGAUGCAAUUAUCGCGAAUCCACCUAGUUUUGCCCAUAUACACUGCGCAGAAAGAUUGGCCAUUCCUCUACAUCUAAUGUUCACUAUGCCUUGGACACCGACCCAAAGUUUCCCACACCCUCUCGCCAAUAUCAAAAGCUCAAACACUGAAGCCAACAUUACGAAUUUCUUGACCUACACAAUGGUCGAGAUGAUGACAUGGCAAGGCCUAGGAGAUUUAGUUAACAAAUUUCGAGAAAAGACACUUGGUUUGGAUCCCGUUAGUACAAUGUGGGCGCCGGGUAUGAUUCAGAGAUUAAGAGUGCCGCACACAUACUGCUGGUCCCCGGCAUUGAUUCCAAAACCUCAGGACUGGGGUGAACACAUUAAGAUCUCGGGCUUCUACUUUUUAGAUCUUGCAAAUAAUUAUACUCCUGCCGAAGAUCUCGCCGCAUUCCUAGAUGCUGGCCCACCUCCAGUAUACAUCGGAUUUGGGUCUAUUGUCGUUGACGACCCGAACGCACUUACUAAUAUGAUAUUUGAGGCGAUUCGAUUAACAGGUAUCAGAGCUUUGGUAUCUAAGGGAUGGGGAGGCCUUGGAGGCGAUUCUUUGCAAAUUCCUGAAAAUGUCUUCAUGUUAGGAAAUUGUCCUCACGAUUGGCUUUUCAAGAGGGUCGCUUGUGUCGUCCAUCAUGGUGGAGCUGGCACAACCGCCAUUGGUAUCGCGCUUGGGAAGCCGACGGUUAUCGUUCCAUUCUUCGGAGACCAACCUUUCUGGGGAUCCAUGGUUCACCGUGCAGGCGCCGGACCAGCUCCUGUUCCUUUCAAGGAAAUGACAGCAGAAAUACUUGCUGCCUCGAUCAAAUUUGCACUAAGCCCUGAAGCACAGACAGCGGCGGGUAAAAUCGCAGAAAAAGUCAAACAGGAAGCUGGAACGGUUACUGGAGCAGAUAGUUUCCAUUCCUCCUUGGACAAGCAAAAGCUUCGAUGUAUGGUUGAUCCUAGGCGAGCAGCAGUUUGGAGGAUAAAACGAACAGAGGUUAGACUGUCGGCAGUUGCAGCAGCGUUCCUUCAGUCACAAGGGCUCCUAUAUUAUAGUGAUCUUAAAUUGUGUCGGCAUCAAGAAUGGCAAACAGCAACUGGACCGAUUGAACCCAUAUCUGGUGCAACAUCUGCGCUGCUUGGUACAAUCGGUAGCGUCGUAAUGGGUGUCGGCGAUUUCCCCCGAGAAAUCUUCAAGGCUGCAAAACAAGUUACCACAAAGGAUGAUAUAGGCUCUAAUGCAGAUUCUAGCUCAAUCGCCAGUGCACCUUCAACCGCUCCCUCAACUGCCCCCCCAACUGCUCCCCCGACUUCCUCUGGGUCUGGGUCUGGCAAUCAACCUUCGCUCCUUUCUUCAUCGGCGACCCAUAGUAGAAAACCUUCGUUUGAAUCUUCGAGAGAUGCUGAAAUUACAUCACUAUCAAGUUUUGAGUCGAGGUCUGAGCUAAGAUCAUUGCAGUCCAACGACUCUCUAGAAUUUAUUUCCCAACCACCACCGCCGCCAUCUGCGGCUACCUUCCCUCAGCCUACGAGCAACCCAAUCCCGCACACAAGUAGCUUUCCUUCGAUGACAUCAGCCCCGGGAGCGAGUGGUGUAUCAUCCCACCGCGCUGUUAUGGGAUCCGCUCUAAGUGGUGUUCAUCGGUCACGGUCUAACUCCCCAAUUCGACGAUUUCGUGAGGCCUGCGAUGCCCGAGCAGAAGCUAGAGUGACGAGGUCUAGCACCGACUUACCACAGGCUGUUGGGAUUUCAUCCUCACGGUCAUCCUCGCCGCAUCGUAAACUCCACAAAGAGCGUACAUUCCCAACGGAUAGCCGAGAAACCCAUAAGCUUCAUAAGGAACAUACUUCACAAUCAGUCCCAGAGGCCGGUAGGUCUGCCACACCAAGCGCGGAUUCGCUGGCAGCCUCUCAGAAAGAAAGUGUCAAUCUCGAGGCAUGGCUUGGUACAGGGAAAGGGGCUGGUAGAAUUGCGGGAGCUGUGAUGAAAUCGCCAUUGGAUUUUACACUUGCAUUGGCUCAAGGGUUUCACAAUGCACCACUGCUGUAUGGUGAUACAACAGUCAGAAAGCAAGAGAAAAUUACCGGAAUGGGUAGUGGCCUUAAAGUUGCUGGUAAAGAGUUUGCCUUCGGGUUUUACGAUGGUAUAGCAGGGCUUGUAACCCAACCAGUCCAGGGAGCUAAAGAGGAGGGGCAUUUAGGUUUCUGGAAAGGUUUCGGGAAGGGAAUCGGUGGUGUAGUUUUGAAGCCUGGGGCAGCAAUUUGGGGCGUGACUGGAUACACGUUCAAAGGGCUGUAUGAGGAAAUUAGGAAACAUUCACAUACAGAUAUUAGCGGCUAUAUUGUGACUGCAAGAAUCACUGAGGGCAUUCAGGAGCUGAGGACGUUCCAACAGUCAGAGCUGGAAACUAUGCUUAAACGGUGGAAGGCAUUGAAUGUGGAGCGCGUGGGUAGUAGGGUAAAACAAAAGAAGGAUAAGGGGAAGGGGAAGGAGAAAGAAAAAGAGAAGGAGAAGGAAAAAGACAAGAAAAAAAAGAACAAGAACAAGAACUUUACUUGUGGCACGAAAGAUGAAGUUGCUGUCGAACUUGCCGCCGACGAAGACACCAGAGCAGAAGAAGAGAUUGAAGAUGCACCAGAAAACCGAUACUGUCCAACAAUAGGGCCAAUGCUCGACCGCGAAACGACAGAGGCUCUUGCUUCGGUAGCGGGGUACCCGGCUCGUCAACCUACCUACAACUUAAGAGCGCCGGCCUGGUCCCCUGACCAUGUUGGGCUGGUACAACAGGCGUCGCAGCCACCGGCUCAACGGACAUUAGAGGGGGUGGAGAAUCAUGAAGAGCUCGAGCGGGCCAUUCAAGAAUCUGUCCGCCAGACUUCAAGAGGAAAUGUACAUGAGGAUCAAUUGAUUGAGCAAGCAAUCAGGACUUCACUAGCAGAAGUUGUCAACCAAGAUUCUGGGGAAGAUGAUGACACUGUCCUGAGGCGUGCGAUUACAGCAUCACUUGCGAAUACUGGCGAACCGCAAGGAGAUGAAGAUGCUCAUGCCCAAGCAAUCCAACAAGCAAUUACAAAGAGUCUCGCUGAGUCCCAUUCCAAGCAGGUUCACAAUGAUGUUGAUCCCGAUGAACUCGCAAGGGCUAUUGAAGAGAGCAAGAAUGUGGCCCAGCCUCAUCAAGAGGCAAACCAGGAUUUGGAACUGGCAUUGCAAAUGUCGAAGCGGGAAGGGGGGAGUCAGGCCGGUGAUGUAGAUGAUGCUCUACAGAAAGCUCUACAAAUUUCCCAGGAAGAGGAGGAAAGGCGGCGACAGGAAAAAGAGGAAGAAGAAACGGUAAUGAAGUACGUCAUGAGGAUGAGCCUGGCGGAGCAGAAGUAUAAAGCUUUUGCGAUAAGGGAGGACGAUGGUGGUGCGAGCUCAGUUUAUGGCGUUAACUACAAGCCCGGUGGCAGUUCAAAGGAGGCAGAACAAGAUGAACUUGAACGGGCAAUCAUGGAAAGCCUAAAGUUUGGGCAACAACCAUAA